GCACAUCACUAACACAUGACAGGCCCGGGAGGCUGCUAGCUAGCUAACCAGUGUGCGUUGUGUUGGCAUAUUGUUGACGGAAUCAUGUUUGUAGCGCGCAGUAUCGCAGCGGACCACAAAGAUUUAAUCCACGAUGUGUCUUAUGAUUUUCACGGCCGGAGAAUGGCAACUUGUUCCAGUGACCAAAGUGUCAAGGUUUGGGACAAAAGUGAAAAUGGAGAAUGGCACUGCACGGCGAGCUGGAAGACCCACAGUGGAUCAGUGUGGAGAGUGACCUGGGCUCAUCCAGAAUUCGGGCAGGUUCUGGCCUCCUGCUCGUUCGAUAGAACAGCUGCUGUCUGGGAGGAGAUUGUGGGCGAGUCCAAUGACAAGCAGAGGGGACUGAGCCACUGGAUCAAGAGAACCACACUAGUGGACAGCAGGACUUCGGUGACUGAUGUGAAGUUUGCCCCUAAACACAUGGGUCUGAUGCUGACCACCUGCUCUGCUGAUGGAGUGGUGAGGAUCUACGAGGCUCCUGAUGUGAUGAACCUGAGUCAGUGGUCCCUGCAGCACGAGAUCUCCUGCAAGCUCAGCUGCAGCUGCAUCUCUUGGAACCCCUCCAGCUCUCGCGCCCACCCUCCAAUGUUCGCUGUGGGGAGUGACGACAGCAAUGUAGCCUGCGGUGGAAAAGUUCAGAUCUAUGAGUAUAAUGAAAACACACGGAAAUAUGGUAAAGCAGAGACGCUGAUGACGGUCACUGACGCGGUCCAUGACAUCGCAUUCGCUCCAAACCUGGGACGAUCUUUCCACGUUCUCGCCAUCGCGACAAAAGACGUCAGAAUAUUUAAGCUUGUUCCUAGGAAGGAGAGCUCCUCUUCAGGACCCACCAAGUUCGAGGUGCAGAUCGUGGCUCAGUUUGACAACCAUAACUCUCAGGUUUGGCGUGUGAGCUGGAACAUCACCAGCACCCUGCUGGCCUCCUCCGGGGAUGACGGCUGUGUGCGCCUCUGGAAAGCCAACUACAUGUACAACUGGAAGUGCACGGGCAUCCUGAAGGGAGACGGCAGCCCGCUGACGGGUUUGUCAGGCCAGCCCACGGCCAUGAGCACGGUGGUGGGCUCCUCCGUUCAGACCUCCCAGAAUGCCCUGAACGGGAUGUCUGCAGGAAGCUGCUCACUGACAAACUUCUUGGACUCACACUGACCCAAUGCUGCACUCAUGCAAAGAAAGAGCUUGGCUUCUAGCGCACACAGGUUGUCUGCGUCGAGCCCGUGGAGCCAGAUGUGUUGUUUUAUGAGUUGCUUCCCCUUGAUUUGUACUGAUCCCUGUUAUAUGAGUGAUUUACUUGUGUUUCAGCUUUGCAUUGUCAGUGUAAGGGCUGUUUUCUUAGUGGAAAAAAAGAAAAGAAAAAUAAAUCUGUUUAUAUGAAUUUGAUAUGUGGCUGUUCUUUCGAUUAUCAGAGCUAUUUUUGGAGAUGUGUCAGAAUCAUUGCAUUGCCAGCUAACAUCCUUAUAUUAUACAAAGAUUCAGUCUACAUCAUCCAUGACAAUAUCCAUUAUAAGCCAAGGAUUCAAAUAAAGCUCAGUAAAGUUUC
Messenger RNA from Mugil cephalus (flathead mullet), 1576 nucleotides. It is a transcript of the gene seh1l, whose product is annotated as SEH1-like (S. cerevisiae). Gene Ontology annotation, cellular component: nuclear pore outer ring; Seh1-associated complex. The transcript is spliced from 9 exons. Lineage: Eukaryota; Metazoa; Chordata; Actinopteri; Mugiliformes; Mugilidae. Bases 85 to 1185 code for a protein of 366 amino acids. Gene Ontology annotation, molecular function: structural molecule activity; protein binding. The record is from RefSeq and is a predicted model, not a curated record. Gene Ontology annotation, biological process: positive regulation of TORC1 signaling; cellular response to amino acid starvation.